This is a messenger RNA of Cadophora gregata, 1927 nucleotides long. RefSeq lists its product as uncharacterized. The record is from RefSeq and is a predicted model, not a curated record. The coding region runs from base 137 to 1780 and encodes 547 amino acids. NCBI's taxonomy places the organism in Eukaryota, Fungi, Ascomycota, Leotiomycetes, Helotiales, Ploettnerulaceae. The transcript is spliced from 2 exons.
CUCAGCAGCAUCUGACGGGUUUUCCAAACUUGAUAAUUUCUCCACUUGGCGGCCUGAACCAAGUCUGUUCAUAUUCAUUUGGCCAACGUUACGAUUAUCAGAAUCGUCGAAUUGACCAAGUCCAGCCUUGCCAACCAUGCGUCUCAUCCACACCAGUACCCGUGAAUUGCAAGAAUUCUAUAAUGAUAUUCCAGAAUACGCUAUACUAUCACACACCUGGGAUGAAAAAGAACUAUUGUUUGAGGAUUUCAAAAGUUCAGCUGCAAAAGAUCUCCUCCGACUCCCUGGCUUUGAGAAAGUGGAUAAUUGCUGCAAGCUAGCCGCAAGUCGAGAUUUUCAAUAUGUCUGGAUUGACACAUGCUGCAUCGACAAGAACAGCAGUUCAGAGCUGCAAGAGGCCAUUAAUUCCAUGUAUCGUUGGUACAAGAAUGCCGAGGUGUGCUUUGCAUUCUUGAGUGACGUUCCGAGCAACGGAGAUCCAACCAAGAGCCCUACAGCCUUCAAGGCAAGCCUAUGGUUCACCCGAGGGUGGACACUUCAAGAGCUCCUUGCCCCUCGAACCGUCGAGUUUUAUGGCAAAAAUGAGGAGGGCAGUGAGUGGGGCGAAAUUGGUACAAAAUCAUCACUACGAACAACAAUUGCACAGAUCACAGGAAUACCGCAUGAUGUGCUCAAAACAGGCGACUUCAAAGAUAUAAGCAUCGCUACACGGAUGUCCUGGGCUUCAAGGAGGCAGACGAAGAGGGUAGAAGACCAGGCAUAUUCUUUGAUGGGUAUUUUCAAUGUGCAUAUGCCAAUGGUCUAUGGAGAAGGUAAACGAGCAUUUGAGAGAUUGCAAGAGGAAAUCAUGAAGGUAUCGGAUGACCAUUCACUGUUCGCCUGGAGAUUAUCGACGCGGUCUUUGAGACAUUGGACAGGACAAGGACUUCUUGCAGACUCGCCAGCAGACUUCUUAAAUUCUGGCCAUUACAGAUGCUCAAAUAACAAUGCGAGUAGCGCUGCGUACCAGAUUACGAACUUGGGACUUCGAAUCCAAUUACCUCUGCUCCGGGUCUCCCCAAAUCAGGCCACUGUAGAGUCCGGCGAUGACGAUAAUGAUGAUGAAGAUGUCGCAACAACACCUGGAUUUCACGAAUAUUACGGUGUGUUGAACUGCUGCAGCAGUUCUAGGGACUUGGAUCGACUUGGCAUCAUUUUGAGACUUACUGAGAAUGAGGAUAGUGAGGAGAGGGGUCUGAAGGGAUCGAGGUGCCGCACAAGAGAAAUUGUCUCUGUAUCACCAGCCGAGGUUGCACUGGCAGAGACAAGGGUGAUAUACAUCACGAGGAACCAAACAGAAACUCCUUCGGUGCAAGAGAGUCCCUACGUCGACUGUCACAUUUCAUUCGUCAUCAAUUCGAAAGGGACGGUAAAAUUUGUGGAUGCAUGGCCAACUUUCGAAGCCGAUGGUGCUGUAAAGGCUAAAGGACGGAGAAGAAAGGCAAUCUUGGCUGCUAUCUCUCUAAAGUAUACCUUGGGGCUUAGCGAAGGAAUAUUCACUGUUGUUCUGGGUCUUUUCGACGGUGAGGCAUGGUGUGACAUUGUUGCGGAUGAAAAAGAACGGAACGCUAAGGCGAUAUGGAAGAGUCACAGAUACCUCAACCAGACCGAUCGAAGUGGCUUUUAUUCGGACGGAAAGAAAGUCCUAUCAGUUGCCAUUCGGAAAAGAGGGAAGCAAGGGUCAAACUCACCAGGGAAGGUGUUCACGCUGUCUAUUGAAGAUCAUCCAGGCGAUACUUAAGAUCAGUCUUCGGGAAAGGAUUGCUGUUCAAUACAACCAAACGCCCAGGUAUCGAGAUGCAUUUGGAAAGUGUAGACCUGAUUUAUAGUAAUUUCGUGCCUCGCUGCUCUGCCACCGAUCGAUUUCGUGCCGCCGAUUAGCGCUGUU